CUCUCGCAACAACGUGAUCAUUCCAGUUUGGGAAAUCAUCGGUAUCUAUAGCGUUCGCGAACUCUCUCUAGACCCAAAUGGGACACGGCGUCUUCGCUAUUGUGCUUUUGUCUACAUCAGUCGUGACCGUUUUCGGUCAGCAGUAUAUUCGGCUUCCAACCAGUUACGUUAACCAGCAGUUGGUGAGGCCUGAAGCUAAAUCUAUUCAAGUGUGGAACGCCUCUGUCUGUGCAAGCGUAUCAAAAACCUACCACGGUUAUGUGGUGAUGGUAGACAUCAAUUUGCCGGAAAACCUUAAGUGGAAUCCUCUGCUAGGUGUUGUCUACGCAACAGUUUCUAAUGGCACUAGCAUUACUCCCACAACUCCUGUAUUUUGCCAGAAUUAUGAGGCGGACACUGCAAAGAGCAGCUGCAACUAUCUCUACGACGAGGCAAUGGGACCAAACAUCAUUGUGACAGUAAGAGCAGGCGAUUCUUCUCACAUCCAGUAUUCGCUUGGUGUAUCAUUUGUGAACAAAACCACACAGUUGGCAUCAGCCAAGAAGACAAUACUCUCUCCAGAAGAAACGAAAAAAAUGUAUGAGAUUUUGGCCCUUCCUGUGAAAUCAGCCGUAGCGGUUGUGAAUCUUGUACCCAUGAUUCGUUUGGACACGCCAGGUGUUGUAGAUACGCUUGGUGUUGCUCUCUACACGUUUAAUGUCUGUCCUUCUCAAGCAAUUGGAUCUACUUUCACAAUUGAAAUUGUGGUUGUUGGCGCCCAACCCGACGAUGCUUUCUCUACGUACGCAUGCAAAGCCUUGCCAUGUACUGCAGACAACAACAAUGUUAUUAUCGCAGACAUCAGCGAUUCAUCUAUCAAUGUGGUUCAGGUUUCAUACAAUCAAAUUGCUCCAACCGGUGACGUGUUCCUGACAAUUUUUGGAUUUGGAGGAAAGGAGACUAACCAGUUUUCAUUGGGAGCGGUAGUCAGGAGCAAGUGACUCGAAAGUGAACUCUAGAUGUGCCGGGUAGUGCUCGUCUAAGCGUUUGCUAGUUAGUACGUCAUUGGUGUUUAUUUGGACAGCAAGUGUUGCAUUGUAUGGUUGUUGCUCUAGUAAUCUAGUACAUGUAUCUUAGAA
This is a messenger RNA of Corticium candelabrum, 1118 nucleotides long. RefSeq lists its product as uncharacterized. The coding region runs from base 78 to 980 and encodes 300 amino acids. The record is from RefSeq and is a predicted model, not a curated record. Lineage: Eukaryota; Metazoa; Porifera; Homoscleromorpha; Homosclerophorida; Plakinidae. The transcript has 2 exons.